AUGUUAGGUUUGUACACUGUGGGAAUUGGUGAGUCUCGUGGUUCUAUCAAGCAUCAGUCAGUGGGUUGCAAUGCACUCGUACAGAACUCCGGUUCAUUCAACGUCACCUCAACUACCUCUGAAGCUGUGCGCCAAGCCAACGGACAUAGCGAAUCUGUGAUACUUUUUCUUCAUCACCCUCUUCUCCCUCUUGUGCUUACUCUCUCCUCCUCUGAAUUCAGUCUCUGGCACAUUCCUCUGUGCUCUCCUAGUCCUCUCUCGGCUCAUUUUUCUCCCUCAUUGAGAAAGUUUGGCCAAUUCAUCAAUCAUAGUGAAACAAAAUUCCUUCGAUCAGCUGCAUUCUUUCCCUGUAUUAUCACACCUCCAAUUACUCCAACGUCCAAUGCUAAGAUGCUUCAGCUCCCCCUUAGCGUCGUUGUCAUCGAAUCAAACUCAGACAUUGGACUCUUCUGCAUAGAUACAACAGGCAUUAUCAGGGCAUCAGACGAGUUACCAGAAGCUGUCUCCUUGGGAAACGAAACGACAUCUUUGCUCUUUGUUAUUCAAUCUCCUAGUUUCUUGAUCGAUUCGACGUCUUCCACCUUCCUUAUCAUACGAGCACUCUCUGUCAAACAAACGAAUGGAUUAACAGUUUGUCGAAUGGAGGUUUGGCGAGUUGAAUUGAACCCUGAUCGACUAAUAAGUGGGAUACCCAGUGGUAUCGAGCCUCUUGUAAUUCGUCAAAGAUCCAAUGCCUCUUUUGUGCGUUCAAUUGCUAAGAUAAGUGAUGAAAUACUGCCCAUGGAACCAGGAGUAUCGGUGCAGUGCGUUAAACGCGGUCCUCCUCCAAUAAUUUGGUCAAAUGAGUUUAUGCAGCCCCCAUAUCUCAUGGCUAUGUCAUGUUCUGAUGGUGGUGUUCGCUUUUGGACUCUCGAACCGGCUACAAGCAAUGGUAAAACUUCCUCCUCAGGCACUUCUGUCGAAUCCAACUCUUCCUCAGUUUCACCCCCGACAAUUAUUGGAGUGGAUGAAUUUGGGACAAUUCCAUCUGGUACAGGCCACGCAAAUCAGUUUCGUCAGGCUCUUUUAGAAUUCCUUGAAACAGAGGAUUGGGAAGAAUUAGAUAUGGUCCUUUUGGAGGAUGAAGUUAAAGGAGAACGCGAACAGCAAUCGGUGAUCGGGGUUGAAAAUAGGACAUCGAAUGAGCCUUUUCCGAAUAUGGAAAUCUCCCCCCUUCCACUCUAUAUAUUGGCUGCCUUAGAUGCUUUGAAGAUUGAAAAAUCCAAAGCUCACAAAAACGAGAUCGAGCAACUGACACAAGAUUCUGCAGCUUCUCUAGAUGAAAUCGACCCUGGUUUUUUGCUGAAGAAAUGGGAAUCAUCUGUAGAGAAAUUGGGCUAUCUUUCAAAUGGUGUUCCUUCCAAUCCCCACUGGGACCCCAAAGAUCAAAAUGCUCUCUCCAGUCUAAUGCAAUUUGGCAAAACUGAGGCUGACGAAGUAAAUUCUUACAGAUUGAGUCGAUAUCGCCUUCCUGGACUAUCUCAAUCAGAUCAGAUCUACCUCCGAGGAAUCGUCUUUUUAAUGUCGAGCACAGAGAAAGGCGUGAUGGAACGUCUAUCUGGACAAGGAGCUAAUGUUCAGGACUAUGACAAAUCGAGUAUUCUGGGUGCCGAUGAUUGUGGACUAAGAUUUAUUAUGACUAUGAAACUUUAUGACUACCUCUGCAAGAACCUACCUCUCGAAGAACGCUCGAAAAUGCUUGAGUAUGGCUUGACAAGCAGGAGCUUUGCUUGGGCCUUCCACUCGGAAUCUGAAGAGAAGCUUUUCAGCGUUCUUCCCUCUCAAAGGCGCGCAAAGAGCGGUUCGAAUCUCACUUGGGAAGAAUUUCGUCGAUACGGCUGUACGUGGUGGAUUCACAGUGAUCAUCUUCUACUACUUUGUGCUGAAAAGAUGGCUCGCGCAGCAUUCUCAGCUUCUAAAGACCCCAUGAGCGCGGCACUUUUCUAUCUCUCGAUGAAUAAGCCUACCAUAUUGGCUAGUCUCUACAGAACUCUGGGCAAUCGUACUCGCGAGAAUUUCUUCCGUUCGGAUUUCACGCCUGGUUCCCCCGCUUGCAGGCAGGCCAAGAUGAACGCCUUCCGUCUUCUCAGUCAACACAAGUACCCAGAGGCUGCAGCACUUUUCAUUAUUGGUGAUUGGCUCGAAGACGCCAUUAGAGUAUGUAUUUAUACUCUUAAGGAUCUCCAGUUAGCUGUCUUCGUUUGCAGGUUGUACUCCUUGAGUCAUGGGACAAAAGAAGGCGAGGAGUCGGCUUAUCAACAGAUUUUGAGGAGCCAUGUCAUCUGUCAUGAGGAUCCCUAUCUUCGAAGUAUCGGCUACUGGACUUUGUCCGAGCCACUAAAUGCACUAACAACACUGAUGAUGAAGCCAGAAGAAAAGCCUGAAGACAGCACGAUCCUUUUCAAGUCUUCUCCCUCCAUGAUAAAGUGCCCUCACUACUUUGAGGUUGAGAUUUGUCCAUCAGUGUUUCGCCUUUAUACCUUCCUUCGGUCCCAUCCUCUCGUAAGUGAAAAUCUCCGGUCGGAGAUUAAACAGGAGGCAUGCAACAAGCUUCGCAAUAAGCUAGCUCUUCUCGAUCGGCGUCUGUAUUUCCGAACUGCAUAUCAUUACAGCACAAUCGGAUGCCCUACUCUUUCUCUUGCAGUUCUUCGUGAAUUACCCCAAUUGCAGAUACCGCAUCCCCCAUCGAAUAGUAAUGAUAAUAAUAGGGUGGUUGAGGUUGGUGGGUCGAAAUCGCCAACCGUGCCAACUCCAGUAGAGGAGGAAGUGACUUUCUCUUUUUUCGAUACUUCUCCUCUUGAUGCAAUGAAGUACUUGGACAUGACGGAAUUCAAGCUGUCUUUCAGUGAUGAUGAAAUCAAUAAGAAUGGGAAAAAAUCGACUCUCACUGGAAAUGGAGGUGAAUAUGAAGGAAUCAACCCUCUACACAGUGAAGAACUAGAAUUUGAAAAUGUGGUUACAACAGGAGGAAUUGCAAUCCAGAGUCAAAUUAAGUACUGGGCCUGUCUUCGCAUCUUCACGGAAGAAUUAUGCUCCACUUUCCUCGCUUCUUCGUCUGAGGGUAGUAGUCUGAAACGUCUCCUCUAUACCUGGCUCCAUAAUGAGAUUUUGCAACUAGAGAAGAUUUCUUCUUCUUCGUUUGAUGAAUCUCCAACUUCUGAAGGAUCAGAUAUAGAUCAACCGCGCUCCUCUUGGCCCCUCAUCUUUGACUCUUAUGGCAUUGACAAAUCUCUUCUGUUACCUAUCGAUUUUGAAGGUUCUGGACAUGCAGGAGGAUUUUCAAUUGCCCCUAAUCGAGAGCAAAAACCAAUUGAAGAGGAUGAAAAUAACUUUUCUCUUCGUCUAGUGAAAAAUUUCGAAUUUGUGCGGAGUCUAGUCACAUUCUGUUGUCUUCACGGCGAGAGUGGAGUUAACCUCCGUGUCAUUCGCAUGGAAUUAACGCAUCUGCUUAUGGAUAUAUACAAUAGUAUUUCAGGCGAUGUGGAUUAUUCCCCUCACGGUUACUUGAUUCGUUCUCUGCCCUUGUUUCGCAACUCAUACCUUAAUGCGCCUCUCAUCUGCCCCCCACUUGAUCUCAUCAAGACUAUGGUUAAUGAUAUAAGUACUUGCAUUCUCGAAUUGCCCCCUCCUUAUACGAAAUUCAUCCUCAAUACUCCGUUGUCAUUUUUGGCAUCCGAUGGUAAAGUGGAAAAACAGUUUUCUGUUAACGAAUACCCAGAGGCUUCGAUUAGUCAUCGAAUAGCAUUGCUUCGGAACCUCUGCAUGGCUCUCUCUGCUUGUGUUUUCCAAAGUCUUUCAACAGCCAGUUGGAGAACUGAUCUAGUUCAAGGGAAUGCUGGGUUGGCAAUUGCCAUUGGUCAAUCAAGUGAUCUCACAGCUGAACACUUUGUCAAAUUUGGAAAAUCCUUCCUUCCAAAUUCUGAACCAUCUGAGUGGCCAGGUGUGCCGGGACUUUUCGCUGCGAAUGACGGCUCUUUCGCAUCCUCCUCCUCCAUUCUCAAGGGUGUCCUUGUGGAGGCCCUCGUGGCCGUCUAUACGGGUCUCUGUGUUUGUGCACUCUACAUUCGUGACGCUUCUGUGCUCUAUCGUUUGGUGAACAAUGCCUCACUGGGGGAUCCCUCAACUUGGAGCCAUUGUUUCGGUGGCGUCUGUCGACUCAAACCCCUAAGACCACCUCCCCCUCUACGUGAAGCUGUUUGUACUCCGAGACGUCCCUCACCUUCUCCACCUCCCAGACCCACAUCGUAA
This is a messenger RNA of Rodentolepis nana, 4287 nucleotides long. The record is from the annotation of a GenBank genome assembly. Lineage: Eukaryota; Metazoa; Platyhelminthes; Cestoda; Cyclophyllidea; Hymenolepididae.